AUGCACGAUGAAGCUUGCCUCGCAGCCCUCGAAUUCUGGCUCCGACUUCAAUCGCCGGCAGAACUUCAUCUCCCCGACAAGAGACAUUUGCGUCGUCUCAUUGAAUACCGGUGCCUUGUUUCAGCGUCUUGGAGCCCUCCGAGAAUCAUCUGUGGUGGAACCGACGAGAUUAUCCCUGGAGUCCGUUGUGGCUCAUGCCAUGCAUGGUGGGCAGUAUGUGACCAGUAUUCUUCCCGGGUUCCCGAGUCAUUUUCCCCAGCCGACACACACGAGCUUCUCCUAGAGGAAGGUGUCAACGAGUAUUGGAUGUUCUCGAAGGACAAUAGAAGAGCGCCCCAGGCGCUCUUCACCGGGGACGACCCCACGAAUGGUUUAGACGGCCUCCUGACUUGCCACCUACCGGGUCUCUGGGACGUUGGAAGUGGAUGUUGCGGGCCGUAG
This is a messenger RNA of Colletotrichum orchidophilum, 441 nucleotides long. RefSeq lists its product as uncharacterized. Bases 1 to 441 code for a protein of 146 amino acids. Lineage: Eukaryota; Fungi; Ascomycota; Sordariomycetes; Glomerellales; Glomerellaceae. The transcript is spliced from 2 exons. The record is from RefSeq and is a predicted model, not a curated record.